Chelmon rostratus (copperband butterflyfish) is the source of this 812-nucleotide messenger RNA. It is a transcript of the gene marveld1, whose product is annotated as MARVEL domain containing 1. Lineage: Eukaryota; Metazoa; Chordata; Actinopteri; Chaetodontiformes; Chaetodontidae. Gene Ontology annotation, molecular function: structural constituent of myelin sheath. Gene Ontology annotation, cellular component: membrane. The transcript has a single exon. Gene Ontology annotation, biological process: myelination. The coding region runs from base 307 to 804 and encodes 165 amino acids. The record is from RefSeq and is a predicted model, not a curated record.
AGGCCAGCCCCUUCUCCAUCACCCAGCCCCCCAACACAGACGCUACAUUCAACAGAGGAAACGGAAAAGACGAAACAUACAAGAAGGUUUUUCAUUUCAAAACCCCGGGGCUGUGGAAAGAACAGAGAGUUCCCUUUUUUAUACCCAAACUUGUCCGCAUUUGGCUUCGCUGUUAGACCACAAAGCCGGCCUUCCGAUCCGUUCUUUCCACUUUUUGCCCAUCUUUUCCCCAGCUGUUUGCAGCUGGCAGAAAGCACCCGCCCUGUUCGGCGAGAAGGGACCGAGAGUGACCGGAGGAGGAGAGAGAUGCCACCCCAACCUCCCCAGCCGCAGGUGAGGGAGAAUAUCCUGAAGUUCCUCAGGAGUUUUUUGGGAAUCAUCCGGAUCCUGCAGAUUGUGUUCGGAGCCGGGCUGUGGGUGACCAUCGCCGCCAACAAAUACGAGGGCUCCAUUCACUUCGUGCUGUUCGUCGCGGUCCUCUUCUGGCUCCUCACCCUCGCCCUGUUCUUCCUCACCCUCCUGGAUAAGCAGGACCUCGUCCCGCUGCUGGGAGGGGACCGCUGGUUGGCCACCAACCUGGCGCACGACGUGGCCGCCGCCGUGCUCUACCUGCCGGCCAUAGGUGUCAUGAUCUACAAGACGGAUCGCAACUCGUACUGCAACCUGGAGCAGUACAAGCACCUCUGUCUGUACAAGGUCUACCUGACGGCCGCCGUGUUCGCCUGCCUGUGCUGCCUGGCUUACCUCCUGUCGGUUAUUUAUGGGGCGUGCAGGAAGUGUCGGGGAGAACAAACGGUCAUCUGAUGGGACUG